AAAAUUACUUCCCGUUUUCAUGUCCUCCAACGUUUACCCACCUCUUCUCUUCUCUCCAAUCUUCCUUUUCUUGUUCGAUGCCAUCACCUGAAACCCUUCUCUGCUCUCAAUCUCACCCACCUACUCUCCCCUUCUCCUUCACUUCUAAAUUCAUGCAAAAACCUCAGAACAUUAAAACAACUCCAUGCUUCUUUAAUUCUCUCAAUUGGGAACUUUCUCCCCACUUCCUGGGCCUCAAGGCUAAUAUCUUUAUAUGCCCAUUUCAAUGAUCUUGAAACCGCUGUUUUGGUUGUCAAGUCUUUGAAACAAGCUGAUACAAUAACAUGGAAUCUGAUAAUAAAAUCCCAUGUUGAUUUUGGCUACAUCGAAAAGGCUUUAUUCUUGUAUAGAAAGAUGAGAAAAGAGGGGGUAAAGCAUGAUCGUUUUACGUUUCCAGUAAUUAAUAGAGCGGUUCUGUUGAUUAAUGCUGAUGCAGAAUUUGCAAAACUUAUUCAUUGCGUUGCUGUGAAAAUGGGUUUUGGAUUUGAUUUGUAUUUUGGGAAUACAAUGGUUGAGGUCUAUAGAAAAUGUGGGUGUUUUACUAAUGCUUAUAAGGUGUUCGAUGAAAUGUUUGAGAGAGAUUUGGUUACUUGGACGUCUAUGAUUUCUGGGUGUUUUUCUGAGGGAAACGUUGUUGAGGCUUUUACAUUGUUUAAGAAAAUGAGGCUGGAAAUGGAACCCAAUGCAGUGACUGUGAUUGUCUUGUUGCAGGGUUGCUCUAGAUGGGGAAGUUUUAUUGGUGGGAAGCAAACGCAUGGAUAUGUGAUCAAGAGUGGGGUAUUGGCUGAUGGAUCUGUACUAAAUUCUGUUUUGAAGAUGUACACAACAAUGGGUUCUGUUGAAGAAGUUGAGACAUUUUUUAGUGAAAUUUUUCUGAGGGAUAUAGUUUCCUGGAAUACUUUGAUUUCCUACUAUUCACUAAGGGGAGAUGUUGGAGAAGUAGCAGACAGGUUCUGUAAAAUGCAGGUUGAGGUAAAGGUCAGCAUUGAGACACUAACCCUUGUCAUAUCAGCGUUUGCAAAGUCUGGGAAUCUAUCACAAGGUGAAAUAUUACACUGUUGUGCUCUAAAAUUGGGUUUACACGAUGAUGUUUUGCAGACAUCUUUGUUGGACUUCUAUGCAAAGUGUGGGUUGUUAAAAAACUCGAUUCAACUUUUUAAAGGAAUCUCAAGUAGAAAUAGCAUUGCAUGGAGUGCAAUGCUGUCAGGUUACAUUCAAAAUGGAUUUUUCAAGGAGGCCAUUGUAUUAUUCAAGGAAAUGCAAGCUGCAGGUCUUCACCCAUGCCUGAGAUUUCUGGGAAACAUAGUUCACGCGUGUACCCAUGUAGGGCUUAGAAGUGGGUAAAGAAUUCAUGGCUAUUCUAUAAAGAACAUGUUUCAUAGUCUGAGAAAGGGGACAUACUUAGAAUUAGAAACCUCUAUCUUAAACAUGUACAUUAGAUUUGGAAGCAUCUCGUCUGCCAGAGCGUGUUUUAAUAGAAUGUUGGUGAAAGAUAUAGUGGCUUGGACAUCAAUGAUUGAGGGCUAUGGGAUUCAUGGACUUGCCGAUGCCCUGAAACUUUUUGACCAAAUGGUGGGGGAAGGAGCAACACCAAAUUGUGUAACUUUCUUGAGUUUGCUAGCUGCUUGUAGCCACUCUGGCCUUGUGAGUGAAGGCUGCUACGUCUUUUAUUCCAUGAAAUGGAGGUUCAGCAUUGAACCUGAUUUGGAUCAUUACACUUGCAUGGUUGAUCUUUUGGGGCGAGCUGGAAAACUCAAAGAGGCCUUGGCAACAAUCAUGAAGAUGUUGGCUUUCCCUGACAGCCGGAUUUGGGGUGCUCUUCUCGCUGGCUCUAGAGUUCAUGGACACAAAAAGCUUGGGGAAUAUGCUGCGCAGCGGCUUUUGGAACUUGAAUCUGACAAUGUUGGGUAUCACGCACUGCUCAGCAACGUACAGGCUAGUACUGGACAGUGGGCUGAAGUUGAAGAAGUUAGAAGAGCUAUGUUUGAGAAGGAUUUGAAGAAGCAACCAGGGUGGAGUUACGUAGCGGAAAACAAACACAUAUGUUGUUUUGUGUGUGGAGAUAAGUCACACAAUCAAGUUGAAGAAAUUUAUGAAGUAUUAGGAUGCUUAAUUAGGCAAGCACAGGAAUUUGGCAGUGUCUAGUGCACAAAUUUGAUGAGUUGAUCAGUUGCCUUGAAUAAUCUAUAACAUACUUGGGGCUUCCUCAUGAGGCUUCAAGAAGGGGGUUUUAAUGCUCCAACAAGUUUUCAAAAGAAAUCCCAAAUUGCUCAAGUGUGAGUAAAACUUAAAAAUAAAGAAGGCUCUUAAACAAUCCUAUUAGAGUGCAAUAGUGGAAAUAGAAAGAAAGAAAAAAAGGGUUGGUAACAAAUCUGAAUAACAAACAGAAGAAGAAGAUGAAUUUACAACAAAUCCUCACUAAACGGUUGUUUGGGUCUUUUUUAAUACAAAAAAAAAAAAUGAGAGCAAAAACAAAUGGAGUUGGUCUCAGAUUUUCUCUCUUUUUGAACAGAAGGAAAAACUUUUGUAAACAAAAGCUCAACCUAGGAGAAAGAGAGAGAUAGAUAGAUAUCCACUGACGAUUGGUGCACAUUACACUUCUAUUUUAAGGCAGAGAGAGAGAGAGAAAAGAUGUUGAAGCAAAGAGAGAGCAAGAGCGGGGAUGCAAAGACGCCCGUGUGCAAUGCAUUGGUCAUAUUCUAGUAGUUUGUAAUGGCAAGGGCACUGCUGCCUAUUGUCAUUUCUUGAAAGCUGGCCUGAAAGGCAUAAUUGGUCUACUGCUAGCAUGGUCCCUUUUAGUUUGGUGAUUUUUAGUCCUAAAAGGGACACUUAU
Theobroma umbraticum is the source of this 2872-nucleotide messenger RNA. The record is from RefSeq and is a predicted model, not a curated record. Lineage: Eukaryota; Viridiplantae; Streptophyta; Magnoliopsida; Malvales; Malvaceae.